Messenger RNA from Pimephales promelas (fathead minnow), 1761 nucleotides. NCBI's taxonomy places the organism in Eukaryota, Metazoa, Chordata, Actinopteri, Cypriniformes, Leuciscidae. The record is from RefSeq and is a predicted model, not a curated record.
UGGCUUUCACAGGGUUGUUUUGGAGGAAGUUAAAGCAGAUCCCGAAACAGAAAAAGACCCGUCAGGUAACUGGGGGGGCAAUAGCGGUUACAACACCCGUAUCGGUAUCUCCGAUUCAGGAUUGGUUCACUCACACUCUAGCCUAAGCGAUCCAGUCUUCCGCUGGCGACAGAGGCUGGAGUUAUUGUUUGUUUUUCUCAUAAACAUCAGGCUUGUGUAAGGACACGGUAGCGAUUUAGCUCACAGGCUAACGUUACACCUCAGCGCAGAUACAGACUGAUAUUCGCUAGAACUCCUGUUUUAUAAACCAGAUAUGGGAUACAGCAGGUCAAGAGCGGUUCCAGUCUCUGGGUGUGGCUUUCUACCGCGGUGCUGACUGCUGUGUGCUGGUGUUUGACGUCACUGCCCCCAACACCUUCAAGACCCUGGACAGCUGGAGGGACGAGUUUCUGAUCCAGGCCAGCCCACGCGACCCAGAAAACUUCCCCUUCGUGGUGCUGGGCAACAAAAUCGAUCUGGAGAAUAGGCAGGUAACAACCAAGCGGGCACAAGCUUGGUGUCAGAGUAAGAACAACAUCCCGUACUUUGAGACCAGUGCAAAGGAAGCCAUCAACGUAGAGCAGGCUUUCCAGACCAUCGCACGCAAUGCACUCAAACAGGAAACCGAAGUGGAGUUAUACAACGAGUUUCCGGAGCCAAUUAAACUAGACCGGAAUGAUAGAGCCAAGCCAUCAGCAGAGACUUGUAGCUGCUGAGGACCUCCAGGGGGCGAUAUGUUUCAUGCUCAGCCUCUCUGGCCUUGUCUCUGCCCUCCCUUCCCCCCCAUCUCUCUCUCUCUCGUGUUCUUUUUCACUCCUCCCUCCUUUUUCUCAAUAUAAUCACUGGCCUUUGUAGACGAGCAGACUUCCUCUCAUUCAGUAUCCUACACAGUUCGCAUUCACAACACAACACACUCCCACACCCACAUAUGCUCAAUCUGACACCCAUUUCCGUACAAGAAUCCCGACAUUUCGCACCGGUUCUGCAGAAUCAUCACCUUGCCCACAUAAAAAGUCUUCUCAACACUUGAAUGGCUCUUGAGACUUUUUAUAUGAUCCCAUCCCACAGUGCAAUUUAAAAAAUGUGUGACGUGUGCGCUGAAAGAUGGGGUGAGGGGGGUUAUCAGAGCUUUAAAGCCGUAUGUUGGAACCAGAUCUACCCACCAUGUUCUUCAUCAUUCUGCUUGAAAUAAGAUGGCGGCCUGGCAUAGAGCAUGCUACAUUUUCCUCUCAAAGCCGUAAACCUGAAAACGCUCUUCAGUUGGCCAGGUCCCGAAGCACUGGAGGUCUAACACUGCCCCCACUGUCACAUCUGAGAACUGCAAUUAAUCCAGUGUACGCCCAAUAGCUGUCCUCAAUAUGGAAAACGAAAACAUGAAUUCCCAACCAAGUGAUGGGAAAUUUAGAUAUUACAUUUAAAUUAUCUAACAUUCAUACUAUUAUGACAAUUAGUAUCUCUUUGUAUUUUUUUUUGUUUGUCAUCAAUCCUCAUGUCAGCAUGAAAGAGCCACCGCAUCUGCCAUGAACAUUUUUUUUUUUUUAAUUUCAUAUCUUGCCUGAACUCUACCAGUAGCUCAGGAUGGUAGAGAAUUUAAGUGCUCAGUUUCACUCAGAUCUUUUCCUGUCUGUUCAUUAUUAUUGUAAUUAUUAUUAUCUUUGUUGCAUUAUAUACAAAUAAACACAACUAGACAACAUUUGGGGAAAACUGAAUUGUUCAUGACUA